Sphenostylis stenocarpa is the source of this 951-nucleotide messenger RNA. The record is from the annotation of a GenBank genome assembly. NCBI's taxonomy places the organism in Eukaryota, Viridiplantae, Streptophyta, Magnoliopsida, Fabales, Fabaceae.
AUGGAUUCCAGCUCUAGUGAGCUAGCCUUUGAUUUCUCACCCUUUCUCAAAAUCUUCAAAAACGGCAGCAUCGAGAGAAUCACCGGGUGCGACGUCGUUCCGCCGUGCCACGAUCCCGCAACAGAUGUCCUAUCCAAAGACGUGAUAAUCUCAAAAGACGACGACAUAUCAGCCAGGAUAUUCAUUCCCAAACUCACCGAUCAAACCCAAAAGCUCCCUCUCCUUGUCUACUUCCACGGUGGGGGGUUCUGCAUAGAAACACCGUAUUCACCUCAAUACCAUAAUUUCCUCAACUCAAUUGUUUCCAAGGCCAACAUCGUUGGUGUGUCGGUUCACUACAGAAGAGCCCCGGAACACCCCGUUCCGAUCGCUCAUGAAGAUUCCUGGACUUCGCUCAAGUGGGUGGAGUCCCAUUUGAAUGGAAACGGCCCUGAGGAGUGGCUCAAUCGCCACGCUGAUCUCGGGAAUGUGUUCUUCGCUGGGGACAGUGCCGGAGCAAACAUCGCACACCACAUGGCUAUUCGGGUCGGGACCCACGGGCUUCCGGGUAUCAACCUCCAAGGGAUUGUGCUGGUUCAUCCUUACUUUUGGGGCGUGGAGCGAAUUGGUUCUGAGUCCCAACAGACAGAGCAUCUUUCCAUGGUGGAUAAUUUGUGGAGUUUUAGUUGCCCAACCUCAACAGGAUCCGACGACCCGUUGGUGAACCCUGCUAAGGAUCCGAAUCUGGGGAAGCUGGCUUGCAAGAGAGUGUUGGUUUUGGUUGCUGAGAAGGAUUUGCUGAAGGAUAGGGGUUGGUAUUACAAGGAUUUGCUGGAGAAGAGUGAGUGGCAAGGUGUUGCUGAGGUGAGGGAGGCCAAAGGAGAAGGUCACGUCUUUCAUUUGAUCAAUCCAGACUGUGACAACGCUGUCUCCUUGCUCCAUAAAUUUGCUUCCUUCAUCAACCAUGGUUAA